AUGCUUCUUUUACUUCUGAAAGUCUACUUUCUAUUCUCGAUCUGCAUUCCAACCAUUUACGCACAAUUCUACAGAGGAGAACUUGAACCACGGUACAGUAGGAAAACUCCAUUCAGACAACAAACAGACAUUCCGGAUCCAGUUUUUGGAAUAGGACAUGGAAUUCGAAGGUUCAGUGGAGACAAAUCAUCACGCGAGGAGCAGCCGCUAAGUCCUUUUUUUGGGGAACCAAGAGAGCCAGGAAGACGAAAUUCUGGAAGGGAGGAUGGACGAGAUUACGAGGAGAAUGGUGAAGAUGAGAGUCGAUUUGGGAGAAGCAGAAGACCAUUUGGUUUUGGACGACAUGGACCUCCAGAUGAUCAAGAAGGGAGGGAUGGUCCCUUUCAGAGAGGAAAUCAUGAUUUCAGCCGGCCGAAUCUCCCAGAUCCGUCAGUUGUUAAGGAACGAUUUGAUAAAGAGAGAAAUGGAAAGAAUCAGAGAAGCGAAGAAGAUGGCGAAGAGGAGAAUCAUCAGAAGCCGACAAGCAGAAGGGAAAGGCCAGAAGAAGAAGAUGGUCAUCACAAAGUUGAAGAGGAAGAAGAAGAAGAGCGUCGUCCCAGAAGACCGCCACCAAGAAACAAAGAAAAUUAUGAAGAUGAAGAAGAAGAAGGUCGUGGGAGAAAUUACAGACCUCGUCAUGAAGAUUCCGAUCGUCCACGCCAACACUAUCGCGGCCGCGAACCGGACUCGGAAACUGAAAAUAUUGCCGAAACGCCUUCGAAAGUGGUCGGUCUGAACAUGCAGAUGGUAGCUGGAGUAUAUCCGAAAGAAAAGAAAGGACCAGUAGUUGAGGAUGUGGACAAAAGAGGAGGACGAUUCGUGGAUAAGCCCGACGAAAAAGAGCAACAAAAGUUUUUUCGGGGUUCCGAGCCAGACGAAGACGAGGAUCGGUCUGAGCAGCAUAGGAAGGGAGGGAGAGAACAAAAGCACAAAGAGCCAAGAGAUAGACGACCAGCUAGAGGAGAUUCUGGAGAAUCUGAGAAAGGAAGCCGAGGAGAAAAGUUUGAAGAUAGGGAUGGACGGCAAGGAAAUCAAGAAGGAAGAGACGAAAAAAGACGUGACGGAAGACAAGAAGAAUCCGGUGAAAAGCCAGGUCGAGAAGAGCAAAGAGGACCACAAGGACCCCCUCCCCAACAAGCUCCACCACCUCCCAAGCCCCAAAUCCCUCCGUUCCCUGCUUUCCCCAAGUUCCCAUCAUUCGGAGGAUUCAAACCUUUCCAACCAGACUUCCCAACUCGAUCAUUCGGUGGUAAUGGCGGUUUUGCGGGUGGUCCUUGGAACGAAUCUGGAAGACCUUCCGGACGCAAAACAACGUCUGGAGAAGACGUUGGCUCGAGUGAAGACCGAUCUGGCCAGGACGGACGACGUGUUCACCAACAAAACACACCUUCUGCUUCAUCCGACAAUUCGGGUUCCCAUGAUGGCACUGCCGAACGGAGACAUUCCACCAGCGAUAACAGCAAGGAAAAUGAGAGAGGAAGAAAAGAAGGAGAACAUGAAAAUGAAGGACAAGAUCGUACCGGACAAAGAGAUGAGCAUAGAGAAGAGAAUCGAGAAGAAGUCCCGGAAAAAGUAAGUCAGGGAAAUCCACCACCACAAGGCCCACCAUCAGCACGAAAGGAAUUCCCGACUCCAGGAAGAUUUGUAACCAACAUUCGAGCGAAGAAAUCAGGAGAGAUUCUAGAUGCAACGACUGCUCCUUCAACAACAUCCACAACAUCUAGUGCUAUCACAUUUCCAGUAAUUUCCACGACAACACUUCCUUCAACUGGAAUCAUGCUACCAACAGAAGCAAUUGUUACCAAACUCCGAUCCAUUGUAAAUCAAAGAAUUAAAGUUGUGUAA
Caenorhabditis briggsae is the source of this 1884-nucleotide messenger RNA. The record is from RefSeq and is a predicted model, not a curated record. The transcript is spliced from 5 exons. NCBI's taxonomy places the organism in Eukaryota, Metazoa, Nematoda, Chromadorea, Rhabditida, Rhabditidae. Bases 1 to 1884 code for a protein of 627 amino acids.